This is a messenger RNA of Morone saxatilis (striped sea-bass), 3064 nucleotides long. It is a transcript of the gene map7a, whose product is annotated as microtubule-associated protein 7a. Gene Ontology annotation, biological process: microtubule cytoskeleton organization. The transcript is spliced from 15 exons. Bases 144 to 2108 code for a protein of 654 amino acids. Gene Ontology annotation, cellular component: microtubule cytoskeleton. The record is from RefSeq and is a predicted model, not a curated record. NCBI's taxonomy places the organism in Eukaryota, Metazoa, Chordata, Actinopteri, Moronidae.
ACGAGCAGCUGAUGCAGGGGGCAGUUCCUUGCACAGCACACUUAGAAAGCGACAACCCGAAGGCAUCUUGAAAUAGCAAUUCAAAAGAGGAGGAGGGGAAGAAGGAGGAGAGAAAGGAGGGGGUUUUGAGUGAGAGCAUUGGUAUGCCAGGCUCAAUAUCUAGCAUGGCUGUGGAGAAGAAACAGAGUGUCAUCCCUCCAUCGCAGGGACCACUUUCUACACGUACCGUCGAGAGCCAGAGGAAGGGGAAUGGAUCUGAAAGAACGAGAGACAAUAUCAAACCAAAUUCACAGGCAAAGAAAACGGCCUGUUCUGUCAACAACUCUGCCCAAAUCUGCCACACAGCCACUCCACGGGCCACUGCAGUGGCUAAUGGACCAAAUGUUGAUGAGAGGCUGAAAGCAGCACGGGAAAGAAGAGAGGAACAACAGAAGUUACUUGCCUCUCGGGAACUGAGCAGGGUGGAGAGGGAGCAGCGGGCAAGGCGAUACUAUGAACAACAACUGCAGCAGCGCAAGAAGAAACUCCUGGAGCAGAGGCUCAAAGAGGAGAGGAGGCGUGCUGCUGUGGAGGAGAAGCGCAAGCAGAGACUGAAGGAGGACAGAGACCGAUAUGAAUCUGCAGUGCGUAGGACACUGGAGAAGAGCCAAAAAGCCCAACAGAACCUCAAUCAAAACUCAAGAGGAAGGAAGCUCACCAAGUACGCUCCACGUCGCUUGCCACUGACAACAUGGGAGAAGAACUUGGUCAGUCGCCUCCUUACCCCCACAUGCUCUUAUCUGGCCAGAAGCAAGAGUGCUGGUUGUCAGUCAGGAGAAGAAGUUGUCCAUAUUUGUCGCCGUGCAGUUUCAUUCCACUCCAUGAAUACCACCACCACCACCACCACCACCCCUCACAAAACCCAGCACCACUCUGGUUCAGUCCACCACAGGCCAUCUGCCUCCCCCAGUCCCAGCAACAGCCAGCACAGAAGCAUCAAUCUGGCACAGAUCAAAUCAGCGAGAAAGCAAGACACCAAUAAGAAGAACUCAAACAGUGGCUCAAAUUCUAGAUCACCUGCCGUCAACACCAGUGUCAAACGAGCCACAGUUACACAAAGCAGAACACCCUCCCCCUCACCUGAACGGACCCCCCGAAGAUCAAUCAGCAGACAUUCAACCCCGCUGCAGCUCGAGCUCCCAUCGGUCCCUGAGGAAGAUGUUGCAAUUUGUAGUUCUGCCCUCUCUCCUGGUAACUCAAGGCCUGUCAGGACACCAGCUGAAGGUCAGCAAGAGAAAAUGAGGAACGAAAACCCACCAGAGACUCCAUGUUUGAACCUGCCCAACAAGAAGAUAGAAGCUAUAAGCAGAACUGCAGGAGAUGGAAGUCUUUCCCAGACGCCUCUUCGUCCAGCUCCACAGCCUCCUGAAGUCAUGUGCAGGCCUUCAGCUGGGACUACAGACCCAGAGGAGGCCUCACGUCUCCUGGCUGAAAAGAGGAGAGAGGCCCGACUGCAACGGGAGAAAGAGGAGCAGGAGCGCCUGCAAAGAGAGGAGGCUGAAAGGCGGAGUCGUGAAGAACUGGAGCGCAGGAGGGCAGAGGAGCGAGCACGACAGCAGGCCGAAGCUCAACGUCUCAUAGAGGAGAAGAGGAGAAGGGAGGAAGAGGAGCAGAGACGAGCUGAGGAAGAAAGAGCUCAGGCUAUGAAGGAAGCCGCCCUUCUGCAGAAACAGCGAGAGGAGGAACAGGCCAAAGAAAAGGCCAAAGCAGAGCAGAUGAAGCAAGAGCGAGAAAUACUCGCACAGAAAGAGGAGGCAGCCCGCCAAGCAAGAAAAAAGCGACUUGAGGAGAUCAUGCGGAGAACCAGAAGGACAGAUUCUCCAGAUACGAACUCUGUACCAGUGAGGACCUCGCCAAAUGAAGCCCAACCAAAGGAAAACACAGAGCCUGUGCACAAUGGCACUAUAGAAGAUGCAGUCAAACUGCCAGUGGGGACUAAAACCUCACAGCUGGGGCUGAACAAUGAGGAGGACAUGGUACCUGUUGUGGCCUUCAAAGAACGUAGGUCUCUGAGGACUCUCACAGGCCUGGAGGAAAUCCAGACCCACCAACGAGCAGAGGUCAUCUGAGCACCUGCAAAGUGGGCAGACAUUCAAAGACCGUACUGGAGAGCAGUGAUUUCUCUGUGAAACACAGGAAUUGCUGCAGCACAGCCAUUUUGCUGCCCGUUGGCACCUUGAAAGAGCAUGUAAAAUUACAGCCUUGCCUCUCACUGAGGACAUCAGCAUUUGGUCACAUUUCUGUGUGUAACAAGUGGCACAAAUACUGGGCAAGUUAUUUAUUAAUUUCUUCAGUACAGCAGGUGUCUGAACUAAUAAUGACUAUCCAAAAAACUGUAGAUGUAGACAGUGGUAAUGAUAGUUUGCUGGCAAAUACAGUUUCAGUUAUGGAGAGUGUUGCCUUUGUGAAAUACUAGGAAUAGCCGUUCUAACAAUCACAACAUAUGUUAGCCAUAUGCUUUUUGCUUAUUCCUGAUAUUUCUUGCUAUUCUAAGCACUUUUCCUUCCUCAGUUUUGUCACUGUGGAAUAGCUCAAGUGGCCAUUUGCGCUAAGAACACAAGAGUUUUUAAGCUCACUUCCUACAUAAAUCCCUUGAUUUUGUGAAAUAUAGCAAUCACAUAUUUCAAAGCUGCUACGGAACUUAGUUUCCAAAGACUUUGCUUCAGUUUUGUGGGUGUUGUUUUAGAGAAUAAAAUGCACAAAGCUUAUUGCACUGACAGUUGCUAUGUUUGAUAUUGCGCAAUCACUUUACAAAGCAAAGUUUAAGGCAGAAGUUAAGAAGUUAAGUGAGUUUAUUACAAUAAAAUAAUAUAAAAACAAAUGUAUCUGAUCAUCAAUAUUUGAUCUUAUAGUUUAAGUACUGCUUAUACCUAUCACUUGUUAACCUGUUAUAAAAUUGAAACAUAUGCCAUAUUUAAUUAAAGGUAAUACUAUGCCGCAUCUCUGCCUUGUUUUUCACUUAAUUUGUUGACUGUAAACAUAAAAACUCAUAAAAAAUGUAAAAUAAACACAUUAAAACACCAAA